This is a messenger RNA of Enterobius vermicularis (human pinworm), 825 nucleotides long. The record is from the annotation of a GenBank genome assembly. Lineage: Eukaryota; Metazoa; Nematoda; Chromadorea; Rhabditida; Oxyuridae.
AUGGCCCGAAAUGCGGAAAAGGCGAUGACAGCAUUGGCUAGGUGGAGGCGCAUGAAGGAAGAGGAAGAGAAGGGGCCAGUGGCAAAAAGGCCGAACGACGUUAGCGAAUGCACUACUUUAAGCGAUGCAGAGCGUUACCGCAAGGAAGUUACAAUGGAAAUUGCAAAAAAAAUUGCUCUAAUACAGAAUCCCGGUUUAGGAGAGUUCAAGAUAAGGGACCUUAAUGAUGAAAUUAAUAAGCUCCUACGCGUGAAGUAUGCUUGGGAAAGCAGGAUUUUGGAACUUGGAGGACCAGACUAUAGGCGUGUAGCACCGAAAGAGCUUGAUCGCGAAGGUCGCGAAAUAGCCAAUAAUAAAGGUUAUAAGUACUUCGGGGCCGCAAAAGACUUACCUGGAGUUCGAGAGUUGUUUGUAGAGAAGCCUGAAGUAGAUCCAAAUCGAAAAAAUCGUAGUGAGUUGAUGAAACAUGUAAAUGCAGAUUAUUAUGGGUAUAUGGAUGAUGAUGAUGGUCUUCUUGUUCCAUUAGAAGAGGAAUCACAACAAAUUGCUCGUAUGGAAGGAGAAAAGGAAUGGGAGGAAAAUAAGGAUAAAUGGAGAGCAAAAAAAGCCGAUGAAGAAGAUAUUGACAUAUAUAAAGUUAAGGAUGAUUCGGAUGAAGAGCUAGAUACAAAGCAGUCAACUUUGGUCGGCGAGGAUGGUAAAGAAACAUUUGUACAACAUGUUAUGGUUCCAUCCCAAAAAGAUAUUGAAAUAUUGAUUUUACAAAAGAAGAAAGCUCAGCUGUAUGAAAAAUUUAUUCCUGACAUGAAGCCUGAUGAUUUAUAA